UGGGACAGCUCAGCCCCCCUGUGCUGGGGCCUCGCUGGUCCCCGGCCCCAGUUCCGCUGUGCUCUGGCCCCCAGCCCCACUGUUUUGGGACCCCGGUCCCGCUGCCCUUCGGCCCCAGUCCCCCUUGUGAUGUGACCCCUGGCCCCGCCGUGCUGUGCCCCCAGCCCCGCUGCCCCACAACUCGCCCAAUCUCCGGUGCUUCAUGGCCCCCGACCCGCCGCCCCACGGCCCCCAACCCCACUGCCCCUCCACACCCUCUUGUGCCCCCCGAGGCCCCCCUCGCCCCCACGCAGGGCCGGGCGCCGGGCGCUGACUGCGCCGUGGGUGAUUCAUCCCGCUCCAGCCCCACCCGCGCCGGCAGCUGCCAAAAAUAGCGCUGCGGGAGGGGGGACCCUCCACAUCACCUCCCGGCCCCCCCCGCACCGGCGGCGGGCCGGGAUGGCGGCCACGGGCCGCUGUCCCCGACACUCCCAUCCCCGGGGCUGCGGGGACCGCGACCCGGAGCGCAGGGACCCCCCGCUCCUGCUGCCACGUGAGCGGGUGCCACCCCCGUGCCCACUGCCCUGAGCCCGGCCAUGCCCAGCCCUGUCCGCCGCGCCCCGGGGGCCGCGCUGGCGCCGGGGCUGGCCAUGGUGCCGGCGGAGGGCUCGGCGCUGCUGCGCGCCGUGUCCCAGGGCAAAUUCCGCCUGACGCGGCUGCUGCUGGAGGGGGGUGCCUACAUCAACGAGGGCAACGCGGCGGGCACGACGCCGCUGAUGGCCGCGUGCCGCGCCGGCUACGCCGACCCGCCCGAGCAGCCGCGCAUGGUGCGGUACCUGCUGGAGAACGGCGCCGACCCCAACAUCCCCGACAAGGCGGGCAGGACGGCGCUGAUGCACGCCUGUGCCGAGCGCGCCGGCCCCGCCGUGGCCGCCGUGCUGCUGGCCCACGGCGCCGACCCCAGCGCCCGCGACUACGCCGGCGGCUCGGCCCUCGUGUACGCCCUGGAGCGCGGGGACCGCGAGACGCUGCAGGUGCUGCUGGACGCGUGCCGGGAGCGCGGCCGCGACGUGAUCAUCAUCACCUCGGCCACCUCGCCCCGCGGCACCAAGACCACCCGCCAGUACCUGAACUCGCCGCCGUCGCCCGCGCUCUGCGCGUCCCCCUCGCAGGUGCAGGUGCGGGCGUCGCCGGGCGCCGGCGGGAGGGACGAGGAGCGCGACGUGUUCCAGUUCCCGCCGGCAGCGCCCGCCGCCGCUCCGGAACCGCAGCGGGCCGGGCCCAAGAGGCAGCUGAAGAGGCUCAACUCGGAGCCGUGGGGGCUGGCGGCGCCGGGGAGCCUGGACGGGACGCGGGGCCCUCCGGAAGGCUCGUGGGGUUCACCUGAGGGCCCACGAGGAGCCCUGGAAGGGACGAGGGCCCCGCCGGAGCGGCUGGAGGGGCUGCGGCCUCGCCGGCACAGCGUGGAGGGCCGCGAGGCCUCGGGGCUGCCCUGGGCCGAGCGGGCGCCCCCCGUGCCCCCCCCGGCGCGCCGUGCCCCGGCCCCCGACCCGCCGCGGGGCAAACCCCUGUGCCGGGACCCCCCGGACCCCGAGGGGGCUCCCCCCGGGCCGCUGCGGCGCCCGGUGGGGCUGCUGGAGCGCCGCGGCUCCGGAACGCUGUGCCUGGAGCCCCCCGGGCCGGGCAGGGCCGGGCUGCUGCCCCCGCUGCCCCCGGGCCCCCGGCGCUGCUGCGCCGCCGGCACUCCAUGCAGCCCGAGCUCGUGGCCUUCCGCAGCGCCCUGGGCCCUGAGCCCGGCUCAUAAAGACCCCCGGGACCCCCCACCCGGCACCCCCCUCUGCUCUGAGCCCACCCGGGGCUCGUGGCCCCCCCGUCGCUGUCGCCACAAACUCUGCACGGCCCCCCCCCCCAAAUUCCCUCGGGAGUGGGGGGGUUGUUUCCCUGCACCUUCCUCCUGCUCCCUCCUCAUCCUCCCAGCAGCUUUGCCCCUCAAACCCACGGCUGGGGGUCUGCACACAGCCCACCCCCUCCCUUCCUUCCCAGGAUAGGGGUUCCUGGUUUUGGGGGGUGGAGGGGGCUGUUGGUGUCCUUCAAUAAAGGCCCCUGUGCAGCUCA
Myiozetetes cayanensis is the source of this 2094-nucleotide messenger RNA. RefSeq names its product ankyrin repeat domain 34A (gene ANKRD34A). The record is from RefSeq and is a predicted model, not a curated record. The transcript has 2 exons. Bases 576 to 2027 code for a protein of 483 amino acids. Gene Ontology annotation, molecular function: protein binding. NCBI's taxonomy places the organism in Eukaryota, Metazoa, Chordata, Aves, Passeriformes, Tyrannidae.